AUGUGCCAUCGCAGCAUUUUGUGGUGUGCGGUAGCCUGUGUGCUCAUAUUUUGCACAGUCUGCAUAGACGCAGCACAAGUCGAUUUUGUACCCAAUACAUUUGUCAUUGAGUUCGAUCGACCCAUCCACUCGUUUGCAUCAAAGCGACAUGUCCUUAGCAAAAGAUCGAUAUUUUACCAGCAAUUGGAAGCGUACAACAUUAGCUACCAGGUUCGCCAUGAAUAUGAAGUGAUCAAUGCAGUGUCCAUUGCGUUUAAAUCACCACAAGAUUCCUCUCUGUUCUUUGAAAAGGCAUUGGGUGUCAAAAAAGCAUGGCCUGUGAAUACGGUGUCCAAGCCAAGCGUGUAUCAUGCAAAAAGCCAUGAUAGCAAUGAUCAUGUUUCAUCGCUGUUUGAGCUCUACAAUGCCACUGGUAUUAGCAGAGUGAGGGAUGAAUUAGGCAUCACAGGCCAAGGCAUCAAAGUAGGUAUCAUCGAUACAGGCGUGGAUUAUAUGCAUCCCGCUUUGGGCGGUUGCUUUGGUGAAAACUGUCGUGUUGCUUAUGGCUAUGAUUUCGUGGGCGAUGAUUAUACUGGAGAAAACACACCCAAUCCUGAUGACGAUCCUAGAGAUACAUGCAAUGGCCAUGGCACUCAUGUCACUGGCAUCAUUGGUGCAAGGGACACAACAUUGCAUUUUACAGGCAUUGCUCCUAAUGUUACUUUUGGUGCUUAUAGAAUCUUUGGCUGCUCUGGCAGCAGCUCGGACGACGUGAUUAUGAAAGCCAUGGAAAAAGCCUACCUUGAUGGUAUGGAUAUCAUUAAUUUGUCGUUGGGAGAUGUUGGAUGGCCAGAAUCGCCUGCAUCCUUAUUGGCUGACGAACUGGCCUUGAAGGGCAUGAUUGUAUGUGCUGCUGCUGGAAACGAAGGGUCCAAGGGUAUGUUUGAAGUCGGUGCUCCUUCACUUGGUAAACACGCCUUAUCCAUUGCCAGUGUUGAUAACAUGCAUGUGCUCUCUCACACCAUUCGACUGCAAAACAACCUCACAUUUGGGUACUUGACGGCCAGUGGUGCCAUUUUUAAUACGACAACCGCCCGUCUCAUUGCGUCGUCUGAUGAAUUCUUGGCUGAUCGAGAUGGCUGCGACCCACUCAAGGUGAAUGCUAUGGGGAGAAUCGUCUUGAUGAACCGUGGUGGUUGCAUGUUUUCUCAAAAGAUCCUAAACGCACAAGAAGCAGGUGCUAUUGGUGCUAUCAUCUACAACAAUAUCCCUGGUCCAGUGACUCCAUCGAUUCCUGAUGGCAAGGUGAAUAUUGACUAUGGCGGUAUCUCCAAGGCAGACGGUGAUGAGUUGUUUCACUACCUCAAGAAAAAUCCAGAUGCUGACUUGGUAGAGUUCUUGAAGCAAGAUUUGAGUUUCCCUGUGCCAACGGCUGGCUCCAUUAGUGAGUUCAGUUCAUGGGGUCUAGGGCCUGAUCUAAGCUUGAAGCCUGAUAUCAGUGCUCCUGGAGGACAAAUCUAUUCGAUAUAUCCUGUGAACCUUGGUAGCUAUGCAACCCUUAGUGGCACAAGUAUGGCUAGCCCCUAUGUCGCUGGCGUCGUCGCAUUGCUUCAGGAGUCCAGAGGCGGCAACCGUGCUAUUUCUGCCAAGGAGGUGCGAACAAUGCUGAUCAACAACGGCCAUCCUUUCAAGAUCCUCAAUUCUGAAUCACUGGAAUCUGUAGCAAGACAGGGAUCGGGUCUUAUCGAUGUCUACCAUGCAAUCAAGUCGGAUACCACCGUCUAUCCUGAGCAGAUCCGUCUCAACGAUGCAGAACAUAGUGCUGACAACAAUGAAUACACGUUUACUAUCAGAAACAAUGGUCGACUCGCCUCAGAAUACUCGAUCAGCCACAUGGCAGCCAGCACUGCACAAGGAUACAGAAUGCAGGGCACCAGUAAGGCCAUCUUCCCCCUCGAGAAGCCCAUCAUUCUCUCCAAUCACGAAGCGGAUGCCGUGGUCGACAUUUACAGCCCACUUGUCUUGGUAGAGGCCAACGAAGAGCUCAAUGUCACUGUUCGUAUUGCACCUCCAGUCAACGCUGCAUCCAUACCACCCUCCAUCUAUUCAGGAUACAUUGCCAUCAGUAAAUGCAACGAACGAGAAGAUGUCAAGUACGUGCCUUAUGCUGGAUUUACAAGCAGCCUUUCACAGCUCCCUGUAUUGCUAAUCAACAGUACAACACCCAACCUCCUCAGUCAACGCAUCAACGUCUUCUCGCCUGCUCUUUUAUCCAUGCAACUAGCAGAGCCAUCGCCACUCCUCAGUGUAUCCGUCGUCAAUGCAGCCGAUAUCAAUCAAAACUACGGUCUCAUUCCUGGCGGCUAUUCAAGAUAUGUAGGAAAAAACAACAUCGAUGACCCUACGGAUGUACUGAUUAUGUCUUGGUACGGCAACAUUGCCACUACGCCGGAGCAAGCUUCAUUGAGCCCAUUUUCAAGACAGAGCAAGACACAGGAUAUCAAGGCGUCAGUAAAAGAUCUCUCUGCUACAGCCAUCAACGAGCAUGUCUCUCAAAUUGGCACCAAACUAGAGAAAGGUGUCUACAGACUCAAGGUGAUGGCACUCAAGCCAUUUGGUAACGAGGACAAUGAUCAGGACUAUGACAUUUGGUACUCACCAGAGAUCGUGUUGGAGUAG
This is a messenger RNA of Mucor velutinosus, 2658 nucleotides long. RefSeq lists its product as uncharacterized. NCBI's taxonomy places the organism in Eukaryota, Fungi, Mucoromycota, Mucoromycetes, Mucorales, Mucoraceae. The transcript has 5 exons. Gene Ontology annotation, biological process: proteolysis. Gene Ontology annotation, molecular function: serine-type endopeptidase activity. Gene Ontology annotation, cellular component: membrane; cell wall. Bases 1 to 2658 code for a protein of 885 amino acids. The record is from RefSeq and is a predicted model, not a curated record.